AUGUCUCUCCGAUCUUCCUCAAGCCGCAUCUUGGCGCGUGCCACUACCACCACCACUCCUCCUCGAGUCCCUGCCGCUCUUGCCACUGCACGAUGCCUUAGCACCAUUUUUGCUAGCACCAUUUCUGCUAGCACCAUUUCUGCUAGCACCGGUUCCAAGACCUGCAACUCGAUCGCUCACAAGCCUUCCACCCAGCAACUUGUCUCCGCCAUCCGUACCUUCUCCACCUCUUCCCGCACCAACGCCGAGUUCGAAUCCCCCUUCGGCGUCAACUCUCUUGCCAAAUUCACUGAAGAAGAAGAGAUGCUUCGAGAAGCAGUCCAGCGUUUUGCACAAGACAACGUUGCUCCCAAAGUGAAAGCUAUGGACGAAGCCGAAAAGAUGGACCCGGAAAUCAUCAAAGGACUCUUCGAACAGGGUCUAAUGGGUAUCGAAACUUCCGCCGAUCACGGUGGUGCUGGAUGCUCUUUCACCGCUGCUAUCAUUGUCAUUGAAGAGCUUGCCAAGGUCGAUCCUUCCGUUUCGGUCUUGUGCGAUGUUCACAAUACUUUGGUCAACACGGUGAUUCGCAAAUACGCAUCUAAGUACAUCCAAGACAAGUACUUACCGGCGCUUUCCGAGAAGACGUUGGGUUCCUUCUGUCUGUCUGAACCAGCUUCAGGGUCGGAUGCAUUUGCCAUGAAAACGUCAUGCAAGAAAUCGGCCGAUGGAAAAUCUUGGACGAUCAACGGAAGCAAGAUGUGGAUUACCAACUCUGCCGAAGCUGAGUUCUUCAUCGUCUUUGCCCAAUCUGAUCGCUCCCAAGGAUACAAAGGCAUUAACGCUUUUGCCGUCGAAAAAUCCAUGGGCGUCGAAAUCGCUAAAAAGGAAAAGAAACUUGGCAUCAAAGCUUCUUCAACCUGCACGCUCAACUUUGACGACAUCAUCGUCCCCGCCGAAAACCUCAUCGGUGAGGAAGGAAAAGGUUACAAGAUCGCUAUUGAAAUCCUCAAUGAAGGACGAGUAGGAAUUGCAGCCCAAAUGAUCGGUCUUGCCCAAGGAGCGGUGGAUAAAGCGAUCCGUUAUGCAGCUGAUAGGAAGCAGUUUGGAAAGAAAAUCACCCAGUUCCAGGGAAUGCAGUUCCAAAUCUCUCAGAUCAUGAUGGAAAUCCAAGCGGCAAAAGCUCUCACCUAUAAUGCGGCUAGGUUGAAGGAAGAAGGAAGAGCUUUUACAAAGGAAGCUGCUAUGGCCAAACUUUAUGCCUCUCAGGUCGCUCAGAGAGCUAGCGGUAGCGCAAUCGAAUGGUGCGGCGGUGUAGGCUUCACCAGAGAAACGGGCAUCGAGAAAUACUGGAGAGAUAGUAAGAUCGGUGCAAUCUACGAAGGUACGAGCAACAUUAUGCUAGAGACCAUCUUUAAGUUGGUUGAACGUGAGAUGGAUCUCAAGUGA
Ustilago hordei is the source of this 1428-nucleotide messenger RNA. RefSeq names its product putative acyl-CoA dehydrogenase short-branched chain precursor. The record is from RefSeq and is a predicted model, not a curated record. Lineage: Eukaryota; Fungi; Basidiomycota; Ustilaginomycetes; Ustilaginales; Ustilaginaceae. Bases 1 to 1428 code for a protein of 475 amino acids. Gene Ontology annotation, molecular function: acyl-CoA dehydrogenase activity; flavin adenine dinucleotide binding. The transcript has a single exon. Gene Ontology annotation, cellular component: mitochondrion.